AUGAUUCUCGAGGAGUCUGAGUGUUCCGCGAUCUUCACCUUAUUAAGCUUAUCCAUGCCACUUAUUAUACCUGAUGCCAGGGAUUCGUUGAACUGCCCACAUCACCACCACCUUGACUGCCUGGCACUGGGCAUAUUAUAUGACAUGCACCACUUAUCGAUUAACGAUGUGAAAUUGCAGAAUAUCCCCCCGUCGCACUUGCAUUCCAUUCGCGAGGGGAUCUCCAUCCAUGAAGAUCUUGAGGCCAAACUGUUUCCCAAUGAUGGGCUGUUGCUGCAGGGCAUCUUCUUGAAAAUUCCCUUCAAUCAAGCAUCGUGGCGGCCGCUGGCCGUCUGGCUGCCUGUCAGUACGCAGGAUUGGAGAUUAUAUCAUGGUUUGAUGAAGUUAAGGACCUCACGUCAUCUACGCGCCCUCUCCGUUCUCAUUUUUGAACUAAAAGCCCAAACCACGGCACUCCUAGGCCACUCGAUUCGCUCCGUGGCCAUCUCGUGGCCAGAUUACGUCCAACUAUCGGCCAACCAAAAGAUCACCAAGCUCAUUAAAACAGGUGGCGCCGCGGCCCCCAGCAAUUCGAGAUUUGUCAGAGACGAUCGAAAUGCUCUGCGCAUGUACCUGGAGCUAGCUGCCCUGCGUGUGCUGGAGGACAAUCUAGACCCUGUUUUUUUCAUGGCUGCGAAGGGUGCAGCGGAUUUCGCGAAGAGAACGCAAGAGAACCCUAGAGGUUGUGUUGAGAGUGAGCGGUGUCGGAGUUUGAGGGGGAAGAAAAGGUAG
Messenger RNA from Blastomyces gilchristii SLH14081, 771 nucleotides. RefSeq lists its product as uncharacterized. The transcript has 5 exons. NCBI's taxonomy places the organism in Eukaryota, Fungi, Ascomycota, Eurotiomycetes, Onygenales, Ajellomycetaceae. Bases 1 to 771 code for a protein of 256 amino acids. The record is from RefSeq and is a predicted model, not a curated record.